Octopus sinensis (East Asian common octopus) is the source of this 1765-nucleotide messenger RNA. Its product is annotated as protein mono-ADP-ribosyltransferase PARP14-like. NCBI's taxonomy places the organism in Eukaryota, Metazoa, Mollusca, Cephalopoda, Octopoda, Octopodidae. The transcript is spliced from 5 exons. The coding region runs from base 203 to 1027 and encodes 274 amino acids. The record is from RefSeq and is a predicted model, not a curated record. Gene Ontology annotation, molecular function: NAD+ poly-ADP-ribosyltransferase activity; transcription corepressor activity. Gene Ontology annotation, biological process: negative regulation of gene expression. Gene Ontology annotation, cellular component: cytoplasm; nucleus.
ACUGUUAAAAGGAGUACGAUACGAUUCUCUAUUAACAACUGAGAAAAUACCAUUUGAUGUGGACUUGACAGAAUCUCGAAAGCCGAAUUUAAAGAGUAUUGGUACAGAUCAUGAAGUCCAGAUUUCUAUCAGGGACAAAAUUGAAAUUCAUGGCAGACAUUCUCAUGUAAAAAAUGCUAAACUUGAUGUCCAAUCAUUAUUAAUGGAAUACAAAGAGGCUGAUGAGGAAAUCAUUUUUAAAGACAUUGCACAAUGGUCUUACUUUGAUGAAAAUAAUCCAGAAAACAUAAGAAUGUUUAGUGACAAAGAAAAUGCCAUGCUUGAGAAAGCAUACUCACUGGGAAAAAGAUUCCUUAAUUUGAAGAAAAUAAAAUAUGAUAUUAAGAAAAUGUGUUUUCAACACGAAGGGAGGAAAUUUAAAAUGAAGAGAAAACAAAACCUAAGGUAUGAACCAAUCCCAGAUACAUGGUCACCAAUGGAAGAUGGGGAAUUAAUUAAAAUUGUUCCAGUCAAAAAUGGACCAGAAUAUGAUGACAUCCAGGCCACUUUCAGUCGGAAUUUGCCUUCCUAUCGUAUAAUCAAAAUUGAGAGAAUUCAAAAUAAAACAUUGUACCAGGGAUACCAAGCAUUGAAAAGAAAAUUUGAGGUAGAAAAUCCAAACAUUACAAAUGAAGUUGAUGGCCUUUGGCAUGGUACUGCUGAAGGAUCUAUUGAUGGAAUAAAUAAAUCAGGAUUCAACCGUAGCUAUUGUGGUAAAAACGCCACCGCAUUUGGGAAUGGAGUUUAUUUUGCCAGACGCAUCCGUUAUUCUGCAAAUGAUAAAUAUUCUGUUCCUGACGCUAACAAAACAAAGAGAAUAUACAAAUGCAGUGUUCUUGUGGGAAGAAUGAUGCAAGGACACCGGAGAUUAAAAGUUUUACAGGAUUCUUACAAUUCUGCUGUUGAUGAUAUUCAAAGACCCAGGAUUUAUGUUGUUUUCCAUGACUUUCAGGCAUAUCCUAAUUAUUUGAUUACAUUCUCUGUUUGAAAAUGAAGUCUUUCGUAACACUAAAACUAUUCAAAUUUGUAUACGCUGAAACUAUGCAGACUUGUCACACUAAAACUACAUGUAAUCAACAGUAUCUGACCUUGAUUGUUUUUGCACAAAAUAAUUAUGUGUGAGCAAAAUCCAUAUGGUUAAGUAACCAUGUCCUUCAUGAGCAUGUGCAAAAACUUUCAUGCCUGCAGUGACACAUUGAGUACAGACGUGGAGAGUGUGCUGUGUGACUUUCCUUUUUUGAGUGAAGAUAACUGAGAGCAUUGAGCAAAGAUACUCAAUCAAAUUCUGCCCAAAACUUGGUGAUACGCCAGCCCAAACUAUCGAGAAGAUUCAGGUGUUUGGAGAUGAUGCCAGGGGGAAAACACAAAUGAAGGAAUGGUUCAGCCAGUUCAAAGAUGGCUGCACCUCAGUGGACAGUGAGCCAUGAAUAUGCACCACAAGGUCAGACAAUUAACAAAGAAUACUACGUGGGUAUUCUUCAUCACCUUUGUGAAACUGUGUGACAAAAACAACCCGACCUGUGGGCAGCAAAGAACUGACAACUCCAACAUGACAAUGCACCCACUCCUUCUACCUACAUCGUCCAAGCAUCAAGCAAAACACACCACUUGUUCAUCAGGCUUCCUACUUCCCAGACUUGGCUCUGUGUGACUUUUCGCUGUUCCCAAAGCUCAAAAUAACAUUCAAAGAGGGAAGAUUUGAGUCAACAGAAGACAUUAAACAAAA